Molecule: messenger RNA, 344 nt
Organism: Cylicostephanus goldi
Lineage: Eukaryota; Metazoa; Nematoda; Chromadorea; Rhabditida; Strongylidae
Source: the annotation of a GenBank genome assembly
AUGGACUACUUUCGAGGUGAUUACUAUGAUGUGGCUACCAGUUCAUUGCAACAUGAGGCGGUAAGAAUCUACCAGGAAGUACUAGCACGUUACACGACUUACAACAUUUACAGUCAAACCACAGUAUUCGCUCUUGUUUGCUAUAUUCUUUCGGAUAUUCUAUUUUGGUCGACACUCUUCACAUCAGUAGUGGCAUUUUAUUAUGCACAUAAAGCUAUAGUACGUCCUGAGGAGAUCAAUUACAUUCCAUAUGUGUGGUCGUUCUUAAGAGUGCAGUUAUUCCCUGUUCUCUUCACAUUGAUUGACACACUUCUCGCUGUGUUCACGGUAUGUUCAGUCUAAAU